This is a messenger RNA of Cydia amplana, 1632 nucleotides long. RefSeq names its product alpha-amylase 4N-like. The transcript is spliced from 11 exons. The record is from RefSeq and is a predicted model, not a curated record. Gene Ontology annotation, biological process: carbohydrate metabolic process. NCBI's taxonomy places the organism in Eukaryota, Metazoa, Arthropoda, Insecta, Lepidoptera, Tortricidae. Bases 130 to 1632 code for a protein of 500 amino acids. Gene Ontology annotation, molecular function: cation binding; alpha-amylase activity.
UUGUUUACAGUUGUAUAUUGAUCGUUGUAAAUGAAAACCGGUAGCAAGGGGCACGUGCGUAAAUGAACUAUAUGAUAUAAAUUGUUAUGCGACUUGGUUUGUGGGAGUACGAGACGGAUAUUGACGGUUAUGUACAUCCAACUAAUAUUGCUGUCUCUUCUCGGGACAGUGGUCUGCGACCACCAUAGCAGGACCAACCAGCUUCCAGACCGCUCUACUAUAGUGCAUCUGUUUGAAUGGAAGUACAAAGAUAUCGCGGACGAAUGUGAAAGGUUCCUCGCUCCGAAGGGGUUUGGAGGUGUUCAGAUAUCACCACCGUCUGAGAACCUGAUCAUACAUCUGGACAACGGCAAGAGGACAUGGUACGAACGCUACCAAGUGAUGUCCUAUAAGCUGACGACUCGCUCCGGCAACGUCGAGGAUUUCCUCAACAUGACGCGCAGAUGCAACAAAGUGGGAGUAAGAAUUUACGCUGACGUGGUAGUAAACCACAUGACUGGCGACAACCCGAACAACGUGGGCACAGCGGGCAGCACCGCCGACUUCAAGAAUUACUCAUACCCCGCUGUUCCGUAUAGUAGGGAGCAUUUUCAUUACCCGUACUGUUCUGUUGAAAAUUACAAUGAUGCUUCACAGGUGAGGUCUUGUGACCUAGUCGGCUUAAAGGACCUGAACCACACCCUUCCUUAUGUUGUUGAAAAACUAUCUUCUUUUCUCAAUAACCUCAUUUCUCUUGGUGUGGCGGGAUUCAGAGUAGACGCAGCCAAGCAUAUGUGGCCCAACGAUUUAAAGGAAAUAUACAACAGACUGCACAAUUUGAAUACCGAUUUCGGAUUCGAGCGUCAUUCGAAACCGUACAUUUUUCAAGAGGUUAUAUAUUAUGGCAACGAAGCCAUCCAACCGAAUGAGUACACUAGUUUGGGUGACGUCACUGAGUUCAGAGUAGGCUCAGAACUAAAGAACUGCUUCCGGGGUCAAAACCCGCUGAAAUGGCUAGUAUCCUGGGGUCCACAGUGGGGCUUGUCACCCAGUGACACGGGAUUGGUGUUUAUAGACAAUCACGACACGCAACGGAGCAAUGAUGUGCUAACAUACAAGGAAUCGAGGGCUUAUAAGGCAGCAAUAGCGUUUAUGCUGGCACAUCCUUACGGUGAACCUCGUGUGAUGAGCAGCUACUUCUUUGACACCAGCGACCAGGGGCCUCCUGACGAUGCCAAUGAGAAUAUUGUUUCUCCCAGCAUCAAUAGCGAUGAUACUUGCGGCAACGGCUGGGUGUGCGAGCACCGCUGGAGACAGAUCUACCAGAUGGUAGCCUUCAGGAACGCCGUAAAAGACACACAGAUCCAGAACUGGUGGGACAACGGGAACAACCAGAUCGCUUUUAGCAGGGGGAACAGAGGAUUCAUCGCUUUUAAUGUGGAAGGAAGGGAUUUGAAUCAGACUUUACAAACUGGUCUGCCUGCUGGUGAAUACUGUGACGUCAUCACAGGAAAGAGACAGGGCAGCGAAUGUUCCGGUAAGAAGGUGACAGUGGACAAUAAUGGAAACGCCCAAAUAUAUGUAGCGGCGAAUGGCGAGGAUAUGCACUUGUCCAUACAUGUUGGGAAAGAGUCUCAGUUGCUGUCGCUGUGA